AUGUGUGUUUAUCGUAAUUUCCAAACGCUUUCCACAAAGGCACGUAGCACCCUUGGCAUCGCUUGGGCAGCAAGUGGAGGCGAGCCUGCCGUGGCAGCGGAGCGACUGGAGGAGCACUUUCGUCGGACUCGAGCGCUGCAUCGCGAGCGCACACUCCACUGUAGUGGAGUGCCCGCCUGGUCAGAGGAGGAGUUUCUCGAGCUGGCUCCGCUCUUUUACGCCAUCUGGGCUGACUCCAGCAUCCGCGCAACCUUUGAUCAACGAAACCGUUUCAUCACUGAAGGAUUUAGCGAAAAUACGCGCUACUAUCUCAACCGUCUCCAUCAGAUUGCCAUUCCUAAUUAUAUCCCUACAAAGGAGGAUAUAGUUUGGUCACGCCGUCCUACAGAUUCCAUUAUUGAAGAAGAAAUCAUGGUCCAUGGAACCCCAUUAAUCUUUGUCGAUGUUGGUGGGCAGACAAAGGAACGUCGAAAGUGGUGCCAGACCUUUACUGAUAUGAUAUCCAUCCUCUUUCUCGUGGGCUCCUCCCACUAUGACGAGCUCUAUCUCGAUCGAGUGACGGGAGAGUGCCGAAACAAACUGCGCGAGGCAAUGACUGUCUUCGAGGGUCUCAUCAACCUUGACACCUUUCGUCGGGUCUCCAUAAUCAUCUUCUUCAACAAGACUGAUUUACUCAAAGAGAAGAUCGAAGCACAUGUUUCUGGGAUUCGUGCGCAUUUCCAAGAGUUUCCCGAUGAUGCGGAUGAGUUUAAUCUCGUCUCAGUACAAAAUUUCCUGGUGGAAUCCUUUGCUUCUUUAGUGGAUCCUGUUGUAUAUCCUUCCGGAGCGGAAUUACCCCCUACUUCUGAAAUGCGACAUAAUCGAUUAUGCUGGUUUCAAAGAAUGGGUUCUAAACCGCAAACGGAAGCGAGUGGCAGUAAUUCUUCUAAUGCUAUUCCUUCGCGAGGAAGUGAUUUUUCUAAUAGGGUGCCCCGAAAGAGGACUAUUUACAGGCACUUCACGACAGCUGUGGACACGAAGAACAUUCAAAUGGUUUUUAACGCGAUGCAGGAUACCAUUCUCCAGAAUAACUUGCGACGGCUAAUGCUGAGCUGA
This is a messenger RNA of Echinococcus granulosus, 1095 nucleotides long. RefSeq names its product Guanine nucleotide-binding protein subunit alpha-13. The coding region runs from base 1 to 1095 and encodes 364 amino acids. Gene Ontology annotation, cellular component: heterotrimeric G-protein complex. Gene Ontology annotation, molecular function: guanyl nucleotide binding; G-protein beta/gamma-subunit complex binding; GTPase activity. Lineage: Eukaryota; Metazoa; Platyhelminthes; Cestoda; Cyclophyllidea; Taeniidae. The transcript is spliced from 3 exons. The record is from RefSeq and is a predicted model, not a curated record. Gene Ontology annotation, biological process: adenylate cyclase-modulating G protein-coupled receptor signaling pathway.